CCUCUUUCCAGCUUGGUUUCCACUCUGUAUGCAACGCCCCGGGCUCCCAUCAAGACGGAGUCUUUGACAACUCGCAACCACCUGGCUCAGAGUGCCAUAACAUUGAUUUUCCUGCCGUUGCCCUGUCGUGGGCUUCAGUCUCCAGCUUGGACACAUUUCAAUUCACUCCAUUUCUUUUGCACGCCAGUUUUACGCAGUCGACGGAUGACAGGAGGGAGUCUGUGGAAGUCUUCUCAGUACACAUUCUUAUUUUCUCUUUUUGUACAAAGAUACACGAGUAUCUUCUUGCCUAUCCUUAAACCCCUUUUUGGUGUUAUUUUUUUUCUUUUCGUUGGCCGGAAUUGGGUCCGUCGCCCGUCGCGAAACCACGACAACCGAAUUUCCUCUAUUCUCUCCUCCACCACGAUCCAACCCGCUGCUGUCGCCAACGUCAUCGCGCCCUCUCGGGCUUCGCAUCUUCGCUCGAGACCUUGAGACUUACCUAUCUCGGCCCGACCCUUCGGAAUAUCGACAUCAAGCUGGCCUAUUCGCACUUAUCGUAGCGCUAUGUUAUGGACCUCAUGGCCAUCGCUGGUGACCACGGUUCUCAUCUCCUCGGCCGUCAUUGCUUGGUGGUUCACGGAGUCUAAGACCACGGCUCUCAACCUGGUGGCAGCCGGUAGUCUCUUUGCGUCUUGCUGGGCCGUUGCUCCGGACCGCGUUCGCCUGCUUGCGGCGUCAUUAUACGCUUCUGCGCUCAACACCAUUACGACGGCUCGCAUCGAUCUUUGGGUUUUCAGGCAUGCCAGCAUGCUGCUGACGGGUGGAGCUGUCUUUUGGUUGGUGCAGCGGGCAUGGCAGACGCUGUGGAAACCAGUUCCUGAACUGAUAAGCAUCCUCGGCGUGGAUGUGCCAGAUCCCCCAGAGGUUUCGCUUGCCGGUAUUAAACCUAACUCGGCGACAGUCAACUGGACGCGCGCACCGCCCAAUCGCUCUGUCCAGAAGUUCCUCAUUCAAGUCAACGGGGUAGUUGUGGGGGAUGUUCCGGCAAACCAAGAUCCCGCAAUAGUCGUCAGCGGUCUUAAGCCAGAUCACUUUUAUAACGUCCGCGUCAUUGCCGUUGGAUCCAACAACUUCCAGGCUGGCAGUCGGGUGGUACGCUUACGCACCUUCGCUCAAGACGGACGACCCCAGCUCGGUAAUUCCCGGUUGCCCUCCAGCUUUACGAUCGAAGAACCCAGCCGCAUGAAACAAUCUGAACCGUUGGAUGAGAACGCAUCUUCACGACCUCCCAUUCUUGCAUUGGAGACCGCAACAGCUCUGGAAGGUAGUGCUUCCUCGACCCGGGAUGGAAUUUCUGCUGCUGCCGCGGGGCCUCGCCGCAAUACGGUUACCAGACGUCAUUCGCCGUCGACAGCCAGCCUUGAUCAGCCUCUGGUACGGGAAGAAGCUGCGGAGGAUCCUACACAGACGCUGCCAGAGUUAACACAACGAUUCGAAAGCAUCAGGAAAGAGACAGAAGAGGUGACACAGCUGAUGACCAAGGAGGAAGAUGACAUCAAACGCCUGUUGAACGAGUUAGAGGCUGAAAAGCAGGAGAAGAGAAGAGAGCAGAAGAAAAAGGAGGAACAGACUGAAAAGCUGAGGAGAGAUGUCAACCUUACUGAUCGGGUGAUGCGUAAUGCCCUCUCUCGGAAAGCCCACAAGGAGAAGGCUUAUAAAGAAAAGCAAAACGAACGCUCCAAGUUUCACGACGACAUCGCCAAAUGGGAAGAGGACAUCGAGGAUAUGCGCAAGGGGAGGGAAGGGUUCGAGCAGGAAACCAGACAGCUACAAGAAAGUCACGAUCAAGAGGUGGAGCGACUGCGUGACGCUAACAGUGACCUUCAGGCGUCCUGCGUCGGUUUAGAAGCAGAGUUGAAAGAGCUCAGGGAGCAAGUUCGGGCUCUAGAAGAAGCUCGCAAGAAGCUUCCUGGUGGCGAGGAAGACGCGGAAUGGCGCGAGAAAGAGGCCGAGCUCAGGAGAAACUGGCAUCGGCGCCAUAGAGAACUCCAGGAGACUAUGAACUUCGAGAACAGGACUACUCGGCGACUUGAUGAUCAUCUUCGUUCCCUGACGAUGCAGAUACAGCAAAUCCCUCCCACCCCUUUCGGUCUUUACAGCCAGGCAAACACCUCGGGCUUGGAAUUUGAGAGCGGAGCACUUGGCCAGACUAAGAGACGAAGCAGAACGACCAGCUCACUUGCCAAUGUGUCGGUACCGUCUCCGUUACCAACAUAUUCCCAGCUUGAUCCGACUGUACCUGUUAAUGGCGGCUAUGCCAGCGUGAGAUCGGCAAAUGCGCCCCCCGGGUUUGCCCAAGGACCGUUCAUGAUGGGCCUUUCGGGGGACAUGCAGUCGCGUCACGACGAAAACUCCAGAGCUACCUCUGCUCCUCUCAGUCCAUCUGCUACGGCCUUGCUUCCUUCCAACAUCUUGGACGACCUAGACGAUGACGAGCCGAACCCGGCAGCCAGAUACGCACAUGAUAACUUUGUUUCACAGUCAGGCAACUCUCUGGACAACGAGCCGCAAUCGCCUACAUCUUCAGGGGAAUCUCCCAGCUUGGUAGGUAGCCCUCAUGCAUCGUCUCUGAACUUGGCCUUUCCUGCCUUUUCUGGGGAUCACCCCGAUCCCCGGUCGUUGAACGCAACAACCGGAAUAGGGUCGCCCAACACAGCGGUGGGCUCAGAGCGCAAGAUAGGCAGCCUCUUCACUUUCCCAAGGACCAGGGCUGCAAAGGUCAUGGAGACCGAGGGGCCUAUGCUCGGGAGCCUCAAAAAUGGACAGAGCCAGUCUUUCCCUCGCCAGACGGACGAAAACGACGCGUUGGCCAAAAGUCGACGUAUCAGUCUCUCAAGCACAUGGACCGUAUUCCACCGACAUUCGGCUACCCCUGAAGUACUUGAUGGCCCAUCCCCCGCUUCGCGCAUGUUUUCGACACGCAGCUUCAACCCCUUUGCGAGCUCUUCAAGGCCGGCUGCUGGGAUCUUUGCUGAACGUGACCCUAGUAGUCCUCGACCUGCUAGUAUCGCGUCGAACGAGUUCCCACGGCCUUCGACGGAAUCCGGGUCGAUUUGGGGCCCACCCCUCGCUUCGGACGGAGCAGGACUUGUCAAAACCAGCCGAAUCUGGCCGCAAGACGCACCGUGGUCUCGGAAUCCAUCCCGCCGGCCGUCCCUUCAUGGGUCGCCGUCUGCGCUGAAAACGACGUUAGCCUCUGCCGACGACGAGAUUCUGGACGAAGGACCACUGCCCAAUGUUCAUGAGGUUGGUGUUAUUGGCAGACCUCCGCCACAACAUGCGUCCAAGGACAAGGAUAAAGCCAUUGGACGUUUGAACCCCAACGCUCCAGCCUUUAGCAUAGGGUCAUUGUUCAAGAAGGAGAAGGAAAAGGAUGGGUCAAAGAAAGCUAAGGACAGAGGGAAAGACAAGACUACCAAGAACAAGGAACCAGGUACUGCAUCUCCGAGCCAAGUGACUCCCAUUGUAGCCUCAAUAGAGAUGUUGCUGGAAUCUCCUACGGAGUCCCGUAAGUCUCGCGAUGGGAUGCUGCUGGAGCCUACGCGGACGUCAGUUUCGAUGACGGAAUCUCACGAAUCUCUUUCCCUUGAACACUCGUUCUCAAACACCCCCUCGGAGGCACUGAGCACUGGCCUGUCAGGCAGCUUCAAGGAGGACAACGUAGUCCGCAAGCUGUUUCGUAAGGGAAGCUCGGGCAAGUUCAGCCUUGCGGGCCGUUCGGGGGGUGGUCUCUUCAAGAAGGGACCCGGAAGUACGGCCAGUGCUUCGGAUAGAGGCGUUUCGAUUGGUGAUCGGUCGAGCAUGGAUAACCUCGAAGAUCUCGGCGAGGACGCGCUGGGCCCCGCAUUCUUGGCCCGCAGCUAUGAAAGUGUCACCAGUAGUCCGAACGUUGGCCCGUCGGCCUCAGCCAGCAACGUCAAGGACAAGUCUGCAAAGGAGAACAAGACUCCUGGCGUGAGCUGGCUUAACUUUGGCAAGAAGGGAAAGAAGGAAAGGGAGAGUGUGGAGCUGGAAAGGGAGAGGACUCAGGCCAUGAAGCCAGAGGUGUAGAAGCCAAAGGCUCAGGACGGUGAUGAGAUCGAGGACAAGAAUGGCUGAAAGGUCGUUAUUGUUCAUGUGCGUCGGCUGUUUAUGCCGGGGUUGUGUCUUCCCCAACUUCUUGUUGACCCCGUGGCAAGAUCAAGCGUAUCCAAAAUACUGUCUGUCUAUACUACUCGUCGUCAUUGAAGCGGAGAAAAUACUUGAAAAGAAAAGUCUUGUCUGUAUUACCAAAUUGCCAAAACAUAUGAAUUACAACGUAACUGAAGCUCUCCUGGACCAGCGUAAACGGAGAGUUUGAAUUUAG
This is a messenger RNA of Neurospora crassa OR74A, 4387 nucleotides long. RefSeq lists its product as hypothetical. The record is from RefSeq and is a predicted model, not a curated record. The coding region runs from base 547 to 4092 and encodes 1181 amino acids. Lineage: Eukaryota; Fungi; Ascomycota; Sordariomycetes; Sordariales; Sordariaceae. The transcript is spliced from 3 exons. Gene Ontology annotation, molecular function: protein binding.